AGUUCAGUCUGCCUAGCUGCCGCAGGGCCAGCGCCUGCACUGGCAGAUUCUGCAUACUGUGACAACGAACACAAGAGAAAAAGAGCAGAGAAAAAGGACCCUCUGUUCGUCACCAUGAUGAAGAGUGUGAUUGCUGCAUCUAAAGAGGCGUUUUAUGUUUGGCAGGAUCGUGUGGAUAAGAAACUCACUGCUCUUGAAAUCAACCAGGUUUCCAAGACAAGAAAGGAAGGUCGAGAGAGGGUUUUUCACAUCGAUGAGAGUCCAAGCGGAACAUCGGAUGGGACACUGAACUUUGCCAAAGCCUUCACAGCCACCACAGAUCUGAUCUUCUGCAUCACAGCUUCAGACAGGAUGCUUAUAGUGGGCUGUGGGUCUGGGCUCUUACAGAGAUACAGUCUGUCCAACAUCAGCCUCCUGCAGAAAUAUUCCCUUACGUCCAGACGGUAUCAGCUGUCCCUCAAUUGUAACUCCAGCCGGCUGACUAUUAUAGACAUCAUGGGUAUGUUGACAUUUAUGGACGUAGAGACGCGGGCUUCGUCAGGGGAUGCAAAGGGUGGGUCGACAGCUGGAGACCCAUCUGCAUUUGAGCGCAAGGAUGUCUGGGAUAUGAAGUGGGCUAAUGACAACCCAGAUCUGUUCUCUGUGAUAUGAAAACAAGAAUAUAUGUCUUCAGAAACCUGAACCCUGAGGCUGGGGGGCAAGUUACCCACCAGUAUAGUGACUGGAAGAAUGAUAUCGGAGUUCCAGUUCUGGAUGUGCAGUGAGCAGGAGAUCUUCUGUCCUCUCUGUCACUCCCCAGUAUGAUAGAUUUUUCCCUUCUCCUUUCUAAACUCAGCUCAUGCUCCAUCAAAUGUUAGUCUUUAUUUGGCACAGUCAUAUUUGGAUGUUCAAGCAAAUAAGCUUCAGAGCUGCAAAUACCAGGACAGCAGGCACAAGAACAUUUUCUUCCCCCAGGCAAUUUACCUCAUGAACAGUUAAAUGGUCCCCACUUAUGCAAUAAAAACAUGUGAUAUCCUUAUAUUUAUUUGUUACCCCUCCAUCCUAGUACA
Molecule: messenger RNA, 1049 nt
Organism: Carassius auratus (goldfish)
Lineage: Eukaryota; Metazoa; Chordata; Actinopteri; Cypriniformes; Cyprinidae
Product: WD repeat-containing protein 35
Exons: 7
Coding region: 115-651 (178 amino acids)
Biological process (GO): protein localization to cilium; non-motile cilium assembly; intraciliary retrograde transport
Cellular component (GO): intraciliary transport particle A; non-motile cilium
Molecular function (GO): protein binding
Source: RefSeq, a predicted model, not a curated record